AGACCUUUAUUUUGUGGUUUCACUUCGGCAACGUUCUCCACGCAAGAUCUGAACUUUGCUUGUGCGCUUUUCAGCUGAGCAAAGGAGUUGGAAAGAAGGCUCAGUUCCUUCAUAAUAUGAUCAGCAUCGCAGCAAAUGACAUUGCAUUGCAGCAAUCUCCAGAUACCUCUUCGAGUUGCUUCCGGAUUUCUGCCAACUGAGGAAUUUCGAGAUCCGAUAGGCUGAUGGUUUGCGGUUGGUUUGCAGGGGCAGACAUGGCGUUACAACGGGCAAAGAGAUCGGAAUCGUAAGAAAGCCUUUUGGACCUCGGUUGACUGAAGAGAGCAAGAGGAGGCUGAGCACAGUGCACACUGGGUGCUUGUCAGGCGGUCCGCCGCAAUCCGGACUUUAGAAUGAAGGGAGCGUCUGGGUAGGGCAACUCUCUUCCACUAACCACCAACUUGCUUCCGCGUAAAUGCCCAUAGCGGCUCUUAUCGCUCGUUUAUAUCCACCGUUGGUAUCGUGAGGCUGUCAUGGGCACGUCUGACGCCAAAGGGAAGGUCCCACAGGACGUAGUGGCUAUAUUCCAUGCUUCAUUUCAUCCAACAAAGGGCAACCUUAUUGACUGGAGCUUGAAAGCCAGCGAUGAUUUCGACCUCGAUCACGUCGAGUUUAGUUCUCUUCCUAGUGGCCUCCAUCUCGUCGAACAGGAUGUAGUAUACUUCACCAAGGACGGGCAUCAGGGGGUCUGCGUCUUCCGCCGCAGACAAACAGCGGAGCAUGGUCACCGUGGUUUCCGUCUUUCGUCUCUCGGAAUCCUUCUCGCCAAAUCUUCUCGCUCACGGCCAUGGCGACAUGUUCCUGCUCUUAAAGCCCUUGUUCAUGACAUUUAUAGCUCUCUGGAGGAUCGAGAUGCGCAGGACCCAACAGAGGACGACUGGCAACCUGCACGCGUCUUCUUUGAGCAGAGAAAGGUUCGACGGGCUGACUUGGCUGGCGCAGGAGAUUGGACUGGAUGGGAUACAGAACUCAACAUGGGGGAUCCGGAUAUUCUCAAGACGACUCCCACUGUUCACCUUCCACAUAUGCUGCGAAUCCUUGGACCCUCGUCCCUAACACUAUACAAACAUGUUCUAGGACGCCGGAGGAUACUCAUCUACACUGCUCCACCGGUGGAGGCUGCAUGUAUUCUAUGUCAUGUUGCGGCUGACAUCUGCCUCGAGGACCAAUUCUUCGCCGACGGAGAUGAUGCUUUGCCCGACCGCCCUAAGGCACAGUCUAGGGAAAGUAUCAAGGUCCUGGGCGUUGUAACUCUCAAUGAUUUGGAUCGCUUGCAGCAAGAGAGCAACUCUUCAAGAGGAUGGAUAGCGUGUACUACAGAUGCAAUUUUCGUCGAAAGGCCGUCUUGCUAUGACCUUCUCAUUGAUCUCACUGCUUCAGGGUCGAAUAAGGCUACCCGCCCCAUCUUUUACCUAUCUAAAGCUGUGGAACCCGCACGUGAGCGGCAGCCUACCCACAGGCUAUCUCUCGUUCGUUUCACAUGGAGUGAUGUUAAGCUAUGGACAGAUCUAUGUCACCUAAUGCAGCUGGAUAGCAGUGCGCAUGAUGGUUCAUGCUGCGAUCCUUCCUCCAGCAAUGGAGGCAAGUCCCGACCGAGCGUUGUUUCCCCUUGGGCGGACAUUUGGAGAGUCUACGAAGACGUAUGUGUCCUCUGUGCUGGACUUUGGAUGGGCCAUUGGCGUAACGGUACCACUCCCGGAUGUUCAUCACCAGGGGAGAAUUGGGGUAGCAUUCGCCUGGAAGGCGAAGAUUACCUCAAUGUAGUACGCAACGAGAAUGGCGGUUCAUCCACCCCAUACGUUCGUAACGUUGGCAUGGGCAUCGAGGGUAGACCUGCAGGACCUUCUUCUGAUCCUCUACUACGCUCACGAGCCUCGAGACGUACUAGUGGUAUGUCUGUGUGGACCUGGGCCAGUGGGAAAAGCCAAGCCACAACGCUCAAAACCAUAAACGUGGAUGAAGAUGGGCAAGAUCUUGAUAUCGCAAACCGACGUCUGGAAGUGCAGGUUGUGACGACGCUUUCCCUUCUUCAGGCCUUCCACAAUAAUACCUCUGCUUUACUUGGCCAACUCUUGACAUUCAUUCCGCCUGGAGGUAGAUCACCAGAAAUCCCAGUCGUAUUGACACUGAAGGACGUCCUAUCCUUCGAACUUGGCCCACUAAGCAGUUUGGACCACCGGUUUGUGGAAUGGCUGGCUGAGGAGUACGGGGACGGCUCACAGAUCGUGGUGCGUAAGGGUUGGCGAGAUCUUGUUGGUCUUGUUAUUGGGUUUGGUUGAGUGAGCGUUGAUGUCUUCAGGAUAGUUUAUUUUUAUUGCAUGGAUACCCUAGGACUCUGUUGUCGUUCAUGAGCUACGAAAGUCUACUCUACAGUAGUCUACACACAAGCAUGAGUGAUUUGCAAUCUUAAUGUAUCCAUUUCAAGAUCAAAUUUAUUUUGACACUUACGCCUCGAUGUAAGCAUUCGUGGUGUAGCGGUAACAUUGGGUCUUCCCAUGGCCUAGCUCCGGGUUCGACUCCCGGCGGAUGCAUUUCUUUGCAUAUCAUACAAUUUUUCAUCUUUCAAUCAACGUCAGUGUCAAAA
Messenger RNA from Somion occarium, 2623 nucleotides. The record is from the annotation of a GenBank genome assembly. Lineage: Eukaryota; Fungi; Basidiomycota; Agaricomycetes; Polyporales; Cerrenaceae.